Messenger RNA from Racocetra persica, 244 nucleotides. Lineage: Eukaryota; Fungi; Glomeromycota; Glomeromycetes; Diversisporales; Gigasporaceae. The record is from the annotation of a GenBank genome assembly.
UGAAUCAGAGUUUAAAGAAGCAGUUAAAAGAUAUUUAAAGAAAAAACUUCCUUUUCAUUUUGCUAAAUCUGGUAAAAAAACUAGCUCUGAUGAAGAAGAAAUUGAGAAGAAAAAAAAUCUUAUAAGGCUGCAAAGUUUCAAACAUGCUGAAGAAUCAUAUAGUAGAGGUCAUAAGAGAUCUGAAACAGAAGAAGAUUCACAAGAAAGAAGUAGAAAGCGAGAAAGGCCACCAACUUCUAAAAGA